Molecule: messenger RNA, 351 nt
Organism: Thermothelomyces thermophilus ATCC 42464
Lineage: Eukaryota; Fungi; Ascomycota; Sordariomycetes; Sordariales; Chaetomiaceae
Exons: 3
Coding region: 1-351 (116 amino acids)
Source: RefSeq, a predicted model, not a curated record
AUGGCUGCAAAGCAAUGGCUGGUCCGAGCCUUGUUUUGCCAGUCACUUGCGCAGUGUCUUGGUGCAGGGUUGUCAAGCCCUACCAACGCCGCCGGCGGGCCAGCCGGGAAAGGAGCAAGAACCGUCGGCCAGUCCCUUCAAGAGAUCUCUCUGGAGCCAAAACCUCGUUGGCCGGACGCGGUUCGGAGGCAUAGCGGCAGUUUGGGCAGCAAUGCUCCGGUACCCCUGACAUGUCCCUGGACGACAACGGCCGCAAGCGAAAGCUGUAUGGGACAGACCAUGGUGGCUGUUGAGUUGUCCAUCGUGUCAGCAACUGCGCAACGGAGCAGACGAAAGCUGGUGGUUCUUUGA